Molecule: messenger RNA, 2631 nt
Organism: Vigna angularis (adzuki bean)
Lineage: Eukaryota; Viridiplantae; Streptophyta; Magnoliopsida; Fabales; Fabaceae
Exons: 3
Coding region: 1-2631 (876 amino acids)
Molecular function (GO): zinc ion binding; nucleic acid binding
Source: RefSeq, a predicted model, not a curated record
AUGAAUCGGAACAGGACCCCAUACUCUCGUCCAGCUCAGUCGAGUGGUUCGCAAGCUAUGGUAGUUGCUGGACAAGCAAAUCAACCGGGGCCGGUCAGAUGUUUUCAGUGCGGAGGACCCCAUUUCAAGUCAACUUGUCCUCAACUGGCAGGAGUAAAAUAUUGCACUCGUUGUAGAAGACAUGGCCACCUGGAGAACGAGUGUAAUAUGGGCGGACGUGCAGUGAUGAGACCGCCGAACGCUGGAAGGACUCAGCAAGGGAGAGGUGGUCGAGCCCAAGCUGUGGGGCGUGUAUAUGCAAUCACGGGUGCGGAAGCAGCGAGUUCAGGUACACUCAUCAUCGGUAAUUGUUUGCUAUUUGGAAAACCUUGCUGCGUGUUAUAUGAUUCGGGGGCAACACAUUCCUUCAUAUCGAAGGCAUGCGUUGAGAGGCUGGGGUUAGUGGAGAGUGAAUUACAGUUCGACUUGGUGGUGUCGACCCCAGCGGCUGGUGGGAUUAGAACAUCUACUGGUUGCUUUAGAUGUACUAUAGAAGUUGAGGGGCGUAGAUUCAAAGUCAAUCUCAUCUGCUUGCCUCUUCAAGACUUAGAGGUAAUCUUGGGGAUGGAUUGGUUGGCCACCAACCGCAUUCUCAUAGACUGUGGUAAGAAAGAAUUAGUCUUUCCAGAUGAAGGAGAAGAGGAGUUAUCAGUGACGCUCGGUCAGCUGAAGGAGGAUAUAGUAGAGGGCGCCUACUGCUUCCUGAUAAUGACGCACUCAGACGAGGAAAUGGAAGGAGUGAAGUGGGAACGAUCGUCGCAGGAUGAGCAGUGCGAAGGACGAUCGGUCAUAGAAGAGUUUCCUGAAGUUUUUCCAGACGAGAUACCUGGACUGCCUCCUGUUCGUGAGGUCGAAUUUACGAUCGACCUGGUGACGACAGCAGCGCCAAUAUCGGUUCAACCAUAUAAAAUGUCGCCUGCUGAGUUGGUUGAGCUCAAGAAGCAGAUAGAAGAAUUAUUGGACAAGCAGUUCAUCAGGCCGAGCGUAUCGCCUUGGGGAGCGCCUGUAUUGUUAGUGAAGAAGAAGGAUGGCAGCUCCAGGCUUUGCAUUGACUACCGACAGCUUAAUAAGCUUACUAUCAAGAACAAGUAUCCACUUCCGCGUAUUGACGAUCUGCUGGAUCAGUUGCAGGGAGCGAGCGUAUUCUCAAAGAUUGACUUACGUUCGGGCUAUCAUCAAAUACGUGUGAAGGAAGGUGACAUUCAGAAGACAGCCUUUAGGUCUCGUUAUGGGCAUUAUGAGUAUGUGGUAAUGCCGUUCGGAGUAACGAACGCGCCAGCGAUCUUCAUGGAUUACAUGAACCGGAUAUUCCGACCCUACCUGGACAAGUUCGUAGUGGUCUUCAUUGAUGACAUCCUGAUUUACUCCAAGAGCCAUGAAGAACAUGAGGAACAUUUGCGGGUCGUGCUUGGGGUGUUGAAGGAGAAGGAAUUGUACGCCAAGUUGUCAAAGUGUGAAUUUUGGAUGAAGAGCGUGCAGUUCUUGGGGCAUGUUGUGUCAGCCGAAGGAAUUUCUGUGGACCCGACAAAGGUACGAGCGGUUCUGGAGUGGACGAGUCCUCGUUCGAUUACAGAAGUUCGGAGCUUCGUUGGUCUUGCAGGCUACUAUAGGCGUUUUAUUGAAGGUUUUGCUAAGAUAGUAGCACCACUAACACAGCUCACACGCAAGGAUCACCCGUUCGCUUGGACCGAUCGGUGUGAAGAGAGUUUCCAGGAGCUUAAGCGGAAGUUAACGAGCGCUCCAGUUUUAGUGAUUCCAAACACUGCCAAACCAUUCGAAGUCUACUGCGAUGCCUCUCAUCAAGGUUUGGGUUGUGUGCUGAUGCAAGAGAAACGAGCAGUGGCUUAUGCCUCUCGACAACUGAAAAUUCACGAGAGGAACUAUCCGACACACGACCUAGAGCUGGCAGCGGUCGUUUUUGCUUUGAAAAUUUGGAGACAUCAUCUGUACGGAGCGACCUUUCAGGUUUUCAGUGAUCACAAGAGCCUCAACAUUUCAAUGGACUUCGUGACUCAUUUGCCCCGCACGGUCAAGAAUCAUGACUCAAUUUGGGUAAUCGUGGAUCGACUGACGAAGAGCGCCCAUUUCCUGGCAGUAAAUUUGAAGAUGUCGAUGACCAAUCUGGCCAAACUGUACAUUCGGGAAAUUGUUCGUCUGCAUGGAGUGCCGUCGAGCAUAAUUUCUGACCGAGACACGAGGUUCACAUCUCGGUUUUGGCAAUCUUUACAAGGUGUUUGGGAUGAAGUCUUGCCACUGGUGGAAUUCACGUAUAAUAAUAGCUUUCAGGCUAGCAUUGGAAUGACACCGUUUGAAGCUCUCUAUGGUAGAAGAUGUCGAACGCCACUCUGUUGGUUCCAGGAAGGAGAGAACGUGCUAACCGGACCCGAACUUAUCCAGCAGACAACUGAGAAAGUGAAGUUGAUCCAGGAGAGAUUGAAGACGUCGAGGAGCAGGCAGAAGUCCUAUGCCGACAAGAGAAGAAAGCCGUUAGAGUUCGAAGCUGGCGAUCACGUAUUCCUUAGGCUUAAUCCAACCACAGGAGUCGGCAGAGCCAUACGACCAAAGAAGUUAUCCUCGUUGAAGUUGAAGUGA